CUCUUGCAUGAUUAUCUGGAUAAGUCGCGUAAAUGGAUUUGCGUCGAUGCAUCACUCCCGUAUUAUAUGAAAAGACUCACGUUGGCAUCUCCGACAGUGACUUAUAGCGCUGGUUGUAGACAGUGGAUAAAUCGUCGUUAAUGUACCACUUAUCCUCCUAAAAAUCCUCCAGCAAUUUCGGGUUUCAGGCGACUUGGACCUCUUUGCUGCAUAUGUAUAUUAAGUAUUUUUCUAUUGCAUUAUCCGACUUGAUUUGACACGAAACAAUGGGAAUACCGGAACUACAUCGCUAUAUUCAGUUUCAUCUACUGAGCAUACACGAUUUUUGACUUGUGCUUCUUUUAAAUCCUGACUUAGAUAUCGUGCCACCAUGACCUUACAUAUCAUGCUGAAAGCAUGCCAUCGAGCUGUAUUCGUAUUCUCUUUUUUAACGCCAUUAAUUGCCGCGGUGCAUCCGUCAUCGUCGGAUGUGCCGUUAUCACUGCUUAUCGCUUUAUCUCCCGAGCCCCAAAAAUCCAAUGAUUUGUCGCUAAUCAAUGAAAAUUCACAGCGACGGUAUGGCGGACGGCUCAUUUCUAGCGACACGAUAAUACCUUAUUCCGCGAUCCAGGAGGAUGAAUCGGGCGAAGACAAGGAAGGAGUCAGCCAAGGUGCAUCGGCGACUUAUCCGCACAUGGAAACAAUAAACCGAGAAAGCAGUCCGGUGCUGCAGGUGUACAGCGGACAGCUACCGGCUUUGGGCGACACUGGACAAAGGUUACGCGAGUUGUCGAUGCCGGUUGGUAAACGAGCUAUGGAAAUAAGCCUAGAGUUAAGCCCGAUUGCCGAAAAUGCGGGAACUCCAGAUGCUCCAGAAGGUAGCGAAGGCAUAGUGCACACGUUUGCGCUGUCUCGGUGGUCAGCAACUCUGCCCAAAGGUCACGCUAGCAAGCGCAACCCGGAGCCAGUUAUGAAUGAAGACGGCAAUACAGAAUCAGGAUUGACGCUAUCCAUAACCAGCCCACUAGAGGUUCUGCGAGAGAAGAUUCGGAUUGACAAUCAGAAGUUUAAACUAAAACAGCUGAGUCGCAAAAAUAAAUCCAACGCGAGAUUUUUGAAAGAUCUUGGGAGAUGAUUGUAAAUAAUACAACUUUUUUUUGCAGCAACCAUCUCAUCAGAUGCAAUCAUUUUUUCGACGAGCAAUUUUCAUGUAUAUGUCGAAUAUUGAGUCUAUAACUUCUCUGGGUGAUGUUUUUGAAAAAUAUUGAUGAUGCUUACAUCUCUGUUUUGGCGUGUUUAGUUUUCUUGUUUCAAUCGGCAGUUUAGCGCUUUU
This is a messenger RNA of Paramacrobiotus metropolitanus, 1312 nucleotides long. RefSeq lists its product as uncharacterized. The coding region runs from base 371 to 1114 and encodes 247 amino acids. The transcript has a single exon. The record is from RefSeq and is a predicted model, not a curated record. Gene Ontology annotation, cellular component: extracellular region. Gene Ontology annotation, molecular function: hormone activity. Lineage: Eukaryota; Metazoa; Tardigrada; Eutardigrada; Parachela; Macrobiotidae.